Messenger RNA from Penicillium lagena, 408 nucleotides. Its product is annotated as MGR2/ROMO1 family protein. The record is from RefSeq and is a predicted model, not a curated record. Gene Ontology annotation, cellular component: TIM23 mitochondrial import inner membrane translocase complex. The transcript is spliced from 4 exons. NCBI's taxonomy places the organism in Eukaryota, Fungi, Ascomycota, Eurotiomycetes, Eurotiales, Aspergillaceae. Gene Ontology annotation, biological process: protein import into mitochondrial matrix; protein insertion into mitochondrial inner membrane. Bases 1 to 408 code for a protein of 135 amino acids.
AUGCCUGUUGUUGCAGGACCAGCUGCAGGGGGCCCUGCCGGUCCCUCGACCUUUGACAAGAUGAAAAUGGGCGCCCUGAUGGGAUCCACUGUCGGUGGAAUCAUGGGUUUUAUCAUUGGAACCGUGACCGUCUUCCAGUACGGCGCUGGCCCCAACGGUGUCAUGCGCACCCUAGGCAAGUACAUGCUGGGCUCGGGUGCUACUUUCGGGUAUGUUGGAUUUGAAAUUCGUGAUUUUGCCCACCUCAGCGACAAAAUCGCUCACCAAUUGCCUCUCCUCUCCAGGCUGUUCAUGUCCAUCGGCAGCGUCAUUCGCACUGAGGGACCCUACAACGAUGCCUGGCUCCGUACUCGCGGACCCCCAAUGAUGCUGCCCCGCGCGAGCCCUCUGCGACCGGUGCGCCAAUGA